Hydatigera taeniaeformis is the source of this 672-nucleotide messenger RNA. The record is from the annotation of a GenBank genome assembly. NCBI's taxonomy places the organism in Eukaryota, Metazoa, Platyhelminthes, Cestoda, Cyclophyllidea, Taeniidae.
AUUAUGAGUCUCCAGAAACAUAAAAUUGACUGCGAUGAGAAUGAACUCGACACCGCAGUCGAUGCCGCAAAGAAGGCUUUGAGUCAGUCGGACUCGAAUAGGACAAGAGCGUCCUUCGUUCGACGUGUUAUGGACGAGAAGUAUGGCGAGGCCUGGUGUUGUGUAGCGGGCAGAGAUUUUGGAAGGUGGGCUUUUCCGAGUUACCUUAUCUCCCCAAUCACUUUGCCUUCUUUUCUGUGGACAAUGUCUCAUUCCUUGUCUGCAAAACCUCGCAGAAUGUUUCAACAUAGCGAUGGAUAUUUAAUACCUAUAAAACUUGGCGUUGACACCAAUUACAAAUGUGCAGUAACCACACGCAGUAGUGUUUCGCCUCACCAUCGCAUCAUGUCGGAACCAAAAGUCAAACAACUUCAAGUGGAAUGCGACAAAUCCAAGCUACAGACGGCCAUUGACGCAGCUACCGAGGCGAUUAGCAGGACAAAGUCAAAUCAGGAGCGCGCCACUUAUGUGCGCCAGGCCAUGGACAACAAAUAUGGACCUGCUUGGAGCUGUGUAACUGGUCUUGACUUUGGAAGUGAAAUUCCCUACCUUCCGGAAAAUUUUGCCUUUUUCACAGUCGAUAACGUCUCCUUCCUCGUUUGUAAGUCUACGGAGAAUGUAAAAGUCAUGUGA